CAGGACAUACAUUUCAUGAUAUGUUACAGUCAUUUCGGCCGCAAUACAUGGAUGAAUAUGAAAAAUAUGAAGCAAAGCUCAAGCAAUUAUAUGCCAUUUAUGUGCUCAAAUUUCGAAAUGUCGCAUACUUGCAGCAAUUGCAGGAAGAAUUCGAUCGAUCCGAGAAGCAACGUAGCGCAGAAGCCGAGCAAAAUAUGCGUAAUAUGGUGGAGCGGAUGCGUGCCCAGGAACUGCUGCUUCGAGAUGCACAGUAUGCAUUUCUUCAUACAUUUCCGGAUAAAGGGUAUUUCUUUAGGAUGUGUGAAGGAGUGACCACCAGUGAAUUUUUCUGAAC
Messenger RNA from Gongylonema pulchrum, 334 nucleotides. The record is from the annotation of a GenBank genome assembly. NCBI's taxonomy places the organism in Eukaryota, Metazoa, Nematoda, Chromadorea, Rhabditida, Gongylonematidae.